GAUGGCAAAUGUGCCAAAGACAUCACUGUUUGUCUUGCUCUGUCGUGCCAUACUCCAAUUCCUUUUCUCCAGCGAUAUUCUUGAGAAAAUAGGAAGCAAUCUGUUGUAGGGACUAAUUGUAGGCAAAAUUUAUCUUGUUAUUAUGGAAUGUUUAUCUAUGCCACUUCAAUCUUCUCUGCUUUGGCUAACAACAGCUUUUGCUAUGUUGCAGGAAAUCAUCAUUUGGGUUUGAAGCUAGGACUCGGUAAGAUAGAUCUCUUCAAUUAAAUAUCAAAUUGAUCUGGGUAGCAUCAAGUAACAAGUGUUUGAACCCAUGCAAACCAAACCCAUGUAUAUCUGAGAUUCAAUUAGAUGGGUUAUUUAUGAUUUCUACUGAUCUACUUGAUUUUUGACUAAUAGGAAAACAUAUCCAAUUAGGCACAUCACUGUUAGGUAAGGCAUGAGGGAAUGUAUAUAUUAAAUGGAGUUAUUGUCAUUAUGUUCAUAUUUUGCAUAAAUAUCAGACCGUGAUUUCCCAUUUAUAUCUCCACAGGAGUUUUGGCUUUGGCUUUGCAUACGUACUUGUGGUUCUAUUAAUAUUAAUCAACUAAGCUUUAAUCCUCUUGAACUGUAUGAUAGUGAAAGGUGAUAUGUUUGAAUCACUCUUUGAUUGAACAUAGUCUGAUUAGUCUCAUCCAGAAUUGGACUUUUCUAUGAGUUUUCGGUCAGAAGAGAAUUACUUGAAUAAUUGCUAGGUAUUGUGAGGAUAAUGACAACAUUGUAGUUCAUGAAUCUCUAGUAUAAACUCAGCAAUAGAGAUUGGAAUCUGGCUAUAGAAGCAGGCGUCUUACAUCAGUACUGGACAAUGAAGUCUUAUAUCGUUGUUUGAAGAGUCAAGACCUGAGGUCUAUCUGGUACUAGUCAAUGUUGAAGAUGAGGAGGAAACUACCUCAGCCAAUUAAAGUUCCAAGUCUUCCAUUACCAAUUUCCAAGUCAACUAAGCUAGCGUGUUACGAAAUUUACUUACCAACAUCUUAAGAGAAAACACUUCUUCAGCAGUUUUGUUGUGCUUGUUGUUCAGCCGGGAAUUCUUGGAUGGCUCCUUUCACUUUGUUUAUUUCAUUUCUUCUCACUAAUCUUGCUGUUCUUCACUCUGCUGAAGAAGAGAGAAUCCACACACGUUGUUCCCGCUACUACUUCUGUAAUGAUGUAAUAGGCAACAUCUCUUUCCCGUUCAAAAAAAGGGAACAUCCUCAAUGCGGAUUGUAUUCUGUUGAUUGUUCUGAACGUCCGAGGAUCCAAUUCAUAGAGGGCGGAUACUGGCAUGAAAUUGAAAGCUUCUCUCAGUCGAAUAAGAUCAUCUCGAUCAAUGACAAAGAGCUUCAGCAGCGACUGGAAAAAGAUUCCUGCGAUGAUGAAAGCUUCGAGUAUUUAAGUCUUCCCGACCCUUCUCCAAUAUCUAAUGUGUCCGUCACAUCCACUCUGACCCUGUUCAAAUGUAGCAACCCGCUGUCCGUUCCGGAUCUUGAAUUCUGCUGCAGCAGUGCUUCCCAUACUUAUUAUUAUACUUCUCCCAAUUAUAUACCAAGAGCUUCUCCACCGUGUACGGUUGUUCUGCUCCCCCUUCUUCCGGGUUGGAAUCCUUUGAAUCAACAUCACUCUACCCUCACUGUUAACUUCACCGUUCAAGUGACAGUAUCCAGAAAAUGUUCUAAAUGCUAUGAUAGAGGAGGCAUGUGCCUGGCACACGAGAGAGAAUUUAAUUGCUCAGUCGCACUGAAAGGUGAUCAGAUAUCCAUAUUGAAGCUAGGACUAGGUGCAGUGGCUGGCGUUGUGGCUCUAGCGGUUAUCUCUUGCUUAAUCUUUUGGAAGAAGAAGAAACGGCAAGAUCAUCUAAAUGUUGAGGCUUUUCUAAGGAACUACUGGCCACUUCAUGUUAAAAGAUACAGUUAUUCGGAUGUCCGGAAAAUGACCAACUCCUUCAAAAAAAAGUUGGGGCAAGGGGGCUAUGGUGGUGUAUACAAAGGAGAGUUAAAAGAUGGUCGUCUUGUAGCAGUAAAGGUCUUGAACAGAUCAAAAGGUAAUGGAGAAGAGUUCAUGAAUGAGGUUGCAGCCAUUAGUAGAACUUCCCAUGUCAAUAUUGUCAGCUUGUUGGGAUUUUGUUUUGAGGGUUCAAAAAGAGCUCUCAUAUAUGAAUUCAUGCCUAAUGGAUCUCUUGAGAAGUUCAUAUUUGAUGCAAAUAACCCCCGAAAAGAUCAUAACUUGGGAUGGGAAGCAUUGGAACAAAUUUCACUUGGCAUUGCUCGGGGUCUAGAAUACUUGCAUCGUGGCUGCAACACAAGAAUUUUGCAUUUCGACAUCAAGCCUCAUAACAUUCUUCUUGAUGAGAACUUCUUGCCUAAGAUCUCUGAUUUCGGCCUUGCCAAAAUAUGUGACAGGAAAGAGAGUAUUGUGUCUAUGUUAUAUGCAAGAGGUACAGCUGGAUACAUUGCUCCAGAGGUGUUCUGUAGAAACUUUGGAGGUGUCUCACACAAAUCAGAUGUGUAUAGUUAUGGAAUGAUGCUUUCGGAGAUGGCCGGGGGAAGACGGAACAUCAAUGUUGAAGUUGAAGAUACUAGUGAGAUAUAUUUUCCACACUGGAUUUACAAUCGUCUUGAAAUGGAUCAAGAACUUGGUCUGCAAAGCAUCAUGAAUGAGGAGGACAAAGUAAGGGCAAGGAAACUGAUAAUAGUGAGCUUGUGGUGCAUACAAACUGACCCUUCAAACCGGCCAGCGAUUAGAGAAGUUAUAGAAAUGUUGGAAGGGAGUGUUGAGUCCUUGCAGAUGCCACCAAAGCCUUAUUUGUCUUCUCCUCCAAAAUCUCCUGUAGUGGUAUUGGAUUCUUCUACUACAUUGGUAUCAAUAUAAGAAAAAUCUGUAUUUGACUUGUAACUUUAUGUGUAUUUUGUUUGUCAUGUUUCAUUUUGCAUCCCACUCAUGAACUGUGUGAAUGAUACGGGAUGAAAAUGUAGCUGGGAUGUAUUUUGAUAUGUGUGCAUUCAUUCAAGUUCAAAGCCCUGGCAAGGGCAAGUGUCAAAAUUUGUUGUGUAACUUGUUUAAUAUUAGUUCUUCCUCCUAUUCUUGUAAACCCUUGAUUCAAUUUUUCGAA
Messenger RNA from Rosa chinensis, 3127 nucleotides. Its product is annotated as rust resistance kinase Lr10. Gene Ontology annotation, biological process: protein phosphorylation. The record is from RefSeq and is a predicted model, not a curated record. The coding region runs from base 1075 to 2886 and encodes 603 amino acids. Gene Ontology annotation, molecular function: protein kinase activity; ATP binding. The transcript has 3 exons. NCBI's taxonomy places the organism in Eukaryota, Viridiplantae, Streptophyta, Magnoliopsida, Rosales, Rosaceae.